AUAGUAGAGAUGUGUGUGCACAUGGAUUGUGCGGGCUGCGAAGCCAAGAUAAAGAAAGCUCUUAAGAAAUUACGUGGAGUUGAUAGUGUUGACAUCGACAUGAAGAUGCAAAAAGUAACUGUGAUGGGUUGGGCAGAUCAAAAGAAGGUGCUGAAAACAGUAAGAAAGACUGGUAGGAGAGCAGAGCUGUGGCCAUAUCCAUACAACCCAGAGUACCAUGGCUUCACACGCCAUUACGCCAAUAAUUAUGAGAACAACUCUUACUUUGCUUCUAAUUCCAAGCCUUCCACUUCUUACAAUUAUUACAAGCACGGGUAUAGUAAUGGUGAAGACUUUGGCUAUUACCGAAAGCCAAUUGGUGCAACAAUGAUUGAUGAGAAGACCAUGUCCAUGUUCAGCGAUGACAACCCUCAUGCUUGUUCAAUAAUGUGA
Molecule: messenger RNA, 432 nt
Organism: Abrus precatorius (Indian licorice)
Lineage: Eukaryota; Viridiplantae; Streptophyta; Magnoliopsida; Fabales; Fabaceae
Product: heavy metal-associated isoprenylated plant protein 28-like
Exons: 2
Coding region: 10-432 (140 amino acids)
Molecular function (GO): metal ion binding
Source: RefSeq, a predicted model, not a curated record